This is a messenger RNA of Diaporthe citri, 852 nucleotides long. RefSeq lists its product as uncharacterized. Gene Ontology annotation, molecular function: oxidoreductase activity. The transcript has a single exon. The record is from RefSeq and is a predicted model, not a curated record. Bases 1 to 852 code for a protein of 283 amino acids. Gene Ontology annotation, cellular component: mitochondrion. NCBI's taxonomy places the organism in Eukaryota, Fungi, Ascomycota, Sordariomycetes, Diaporthales, Diaporthaceae.
AUGGGGUUCCCCCUGUGGCCGUACCUCCCAAGCUUCCUGAUACCUUCCCAGAAGGGCGUGGCCGAGGACUUCUCGGGAGUAGUGCAGGAGGCAGGGCCAAACUCGGGCUUCAAGACCGGCGACGAGGUCCUGGGCAUCUGCCCCUUCCUCCCCGGGGGCACCCUGCAGGAGGCCAUCAGGCUCGACACCAAGAAGGGUUCCGUCGUGGUCCCCAAGCCCGCCGACUGGUCUUGGGAGCAGGCCGCCGCGCUGCCGCUGGUCUGGCUCACCGCGCGGACCGUCAUCGCUGAGGCCGAGAGCCACGUCAGGAACGGCAGGGUCGCGGUGCUGGGCGGGAGCUCCGCCAGUGGCAUGUACGCUGUGCACCUCGCGGCGCGCCGGGGGUGGACGGUGGCCGCCUCGUGCUCUGGCCGCAAUGCGGACUUCGUGCGCGGUAUGGGGGCGAGCGAGACCGUCGAUUACACGGCCGAGAGCGUGCCGGACCGGCUCAGGAGGUUCGCGCCAGACGUGAUCAUCGACUGUGUUGGCGGGACGGAGUGCCUGGGUAUUGCUAAAAGAUAUGUCACUAUCGUCGGUGACAAGACGAACCGGUAUACGAUGGGCGGCGCAAACACCUAUUUAUGGAACCCUCAGAUGAUCUUGCGUGCUCUCCUUGGGAGGGUAGGUCUUGGUCGGUCGUACACUUGUGUCAAUCUUGAGUUCAAGUACCCCUUCCUGGAGGAGAUCCUGAGCCUGCCUAAGGACAAGAUAAUUGUCGACAGCACCUUUGGCUUCAAUCAAGUUCGAGAAGCGUUCGAUAGACUAAACACUGGACGUACAAGAGGCAAGGUUAUAGUUAGAAUCAGUGCCUAG